GCGGCGGCUGGGCUCGCCUUGGGCCGCGCUCGGCGGGCUGCGCUCCUUCGCCCGCGCGCUCCGGCCGGGCGCCGCGAGGCUGCUCCCCCGCCGCGCAGCGGGGCCUGCCCGGGCGGCAUGGAGCGGGCGGCGGCGGCGGCGGGGCCGCUGGAAAGAGGCGGCGGCGGCGGCGGCGGCGGCGGGCGGUGACCGGGCCGGCCGGCGGCGAUGCGCCCGCCCUGGCCAUGGAGGAGCGCUGGCACCGCGUGCUGGUGGCGCUGGUGAUGCUGCUGCUCUUCGGCGGGCUGGUGCUGCAGUACGUGUGCCCGGGCAGCCAGUGCCAGCUGCGGCCGCGCCUGGCCGGCGGGGCCGCCUCGCCCCCGGCGCGGGCGGGCGCGGGCGGCGCGGACCCGUACCGGGCCGAGGACGAGAGCCCCGCGCGCUUCGUGCCGCGCCUGAACUUCUCGGCCGCCGACCUGCUGCGCCGCGUGGACUUCCGCAUCGCGGGCGACGACCUGAUCGUCUUCCUGCACAUCCAGAAGACCGGCGGGACCACCUUCGGGCGGCACCUGGUGCGCAACAUCCAGCUGGAGCAGCCCUGCGAGUGCAAGGCCGGCCAGAAGAAGUGCACCUGCCUGCGGCCGGGCAAGCGCGAGACCUGGCUCUUCUCGCGCUUCUCCACCGGCUGGAGCUGCGGGCUGCACGCCGACUGGACCGAGCUGACCAACUGCGUGCCGGCCGUGGUGGACAGCCGGAAGGACGCGCGCCUGCGGCCCUCCAGGAAUUUCUACUACAUCACCAUCCUGAGGGACCCGGUUUCCCGGUACUUGAGCGAAUGGAGGCACGUCCAAAGAGGAGCCACCUGGAAGGCCUCAUUGCACGUCUGCGAUGGAAGGUCUCCGACCUCCGAGGAACUGCCUAGUUGCUACUCGGGGGAUGACUGGUCGGGCUGCUCUCUGCAAGAGUUCAUGGACUGUCCAUACAACCUGGCCAACAACCGUCAAGUCCGCAUGCUGGCAGACCUGAGUUUGGUGGGAUGCUACAAUUUGUCCGUCAUGCCAGAAGAGCAACGGAACAAGGUCCUCCUGGACAGCGCCAAGGAGAACCUCAAGCGGAUGGCCUUCUUUGGUUUGACGGAAUUCCAGCGGAAGACCCAGUAUCUCUUUGAGAAGACCUUCAACAUGAACUUCAUCUCGCCAUUCACCCAGUACAACAGCACAAGGGCCUCCAGCGUGGACAUUGAUGAGGCAACCCAACAGCGAAUCGAGGCCCUCAACUUUUUAGACAUGAACCUGUACGAUUAUGCAAAAGACCUUUUCCUGCAGCGGUACCAGUUCACAAGACAGAAGGAGCACCAGGAGGCCCGCCGGAAACGCCAGGAGCAGCGGAAAAUCUGGCGGGCCAAGCAGGGCCGCAGCAGAGAGCAGGACGGCCGAAACGCCACCACAGAUUACAUUGGGAACGUGGAGCAGUGGCGGUAAUGAGGGGUCUUGGGGUCCGGAGUGGAACGGCAGAGCCAGACAAGAAGAUGCUGCUUCUCCAAGCAAUGUGGGGAGAGGGGUUGAGUGCAGGCGGCCUUUGGCAUUCAGUGUUGUGCUGUAGGUGGGUUAACCUUUUACUCUCUGUGUUGUCUCGGAUCUGUCCCUGUCAAGGAAGGAAGGAAGGCCGGCCUCUUGGGCUGCAUGGCAAACCAUCGUUCUUGUCACAAAUUAUUGCUCAGCAGAAUCAAAGUGGAAGCGGUGAAGGCUGUACUCAAGGACUCUGGCAGGGGAAAGAGGAGAAGGUGUGUUUUCCUGAGGCGGGGGGCGACACGGGGAAGCCGUCUCUGCAUUUUGUAAAGUGGCCUGAGGCUCUGGUAUUUUUUAUAUCCCAUCCAGGUCUCAGAUGUCAGAAAACCAUGGGCAGCGGGCAGGCCGAAUGUCUAGUGUUAAAUUGGGAAUGGGGUAGCUCUCUGUAGCUGCAGAUCCCCGCAUUCAGUUAUUUCUUGGAGCUCCAUAUCCUCAAUUAGAGAGGCAACCGGUUCCAUUUAAUACUACACAUUUCAAAAAAGGCUGUCGUAGGUAAGACCCAUACCUCUUGGGUGCAGCCUACGGCCUCCCUCUUUCUUCCAGCCUUGGAGGGGCCUUUGCUGGGUGGGUGGGGACUUCCCUUAAGCUCCACCCCUGUCAUCCAGCCCACCCAGGCAGAAGAAGGGGCUGCCUCUGGCCAUUAAAAGAGUGGCCAGUUGUGGCCAAAGUGAGUCCUGGUGAGGAUUACCUGUCUGGGUCAACGUUGCCACUCACUGUCAUGUCAUGUCAAGUCUAUUUCUGCUUCUGAGGUCUCUUAUAACCUUGGGGACUGAUUCAACACCCUCAUUUCCCCCAACUGUGGAAAUUCAAGACAUAAUCAUCACCCCCCUCAAGUGAUUUUCAGGUGGCUUCUGCUUCAGCAGAUGAACAUUCCAAAAAGAACAUUUCAGACCCUUUUUAAGAGUUUGGUGUUACUUCAUCAACAUAUUUUGAAAGGCUGCCAAUGGUCUCUACCAAGGACCAGUUGGGUUGAAGAGUACCGGAAAGGUUUGGGGAAGAAGCUGUUGAUGAGUGUCUUGUGUAAAUUGGCUUUUAGCAAAGAUAGGGAGAUUUUGUCUAUAAAUAUUUAAACUUUUUUUUAAAGAAAUCUGACUACAGCUGUUGAUGGAUCUCAAGCUUGUUUUAUUUCAGGUAGAAGAAGGGAGAAAAAGCCCCAGUGAUUUGCUGAAUGUUGGCACCAGGAAACAGAACUGUAGGGUUUUUUUGUUUGUUUUUUUAAGGAGGCUGAAUUUUAAUGUAUUUUGGAAGUAUAAGGGUAUAUUUUAACAUUUUGGAAACAGAGACGGUUUUCCAUGCCCUCUGUCCAUUUUAAUAAUAAUUCUUGCAAUUUGUGUGUUCUUUUACAAGGGUGCCAUAGCUUUUAUCCUGGAAAAGUUCUCCCGUUUGUGAAUUGUUAUGGCAGAUACAGUUUCCCAGUAGAAGCAGAAUUCGUCAGAGGGGACAACUCUAACAUUUGUUUUGCUUUUGGAACACUUUUUAUGACACGGCAAGGCAUUUGAGCAUUUUUGGGGAUGGCUUUCAGAGAUCAUCAGAUUUGAAGAGAGACAUAUUUCUUGUACUUGGGACCAAUUCAACAAGGUACCUUUGCAGUUGCGUACCUGGCAUGCAAGGAGGAGAAUGCCAGUGGAAAGCGGCUGCUUCCCUCAGGAUCACCCUUGCAAAGAACCAUUGUCUUGAGAAUAUAUCCUCUCUGCUUGUUGCAACCAUUGAGGGCACUUGUUCUGAUCUAGGUUGCAAAAUCCUGGGCGGGGAUGGAUUGGGUCUUCUUGCUGCCAUGAGAAUCAUUUGCCAAGCGAGGAUGCUGGCUGUGCCUUGGGCAUACACAGACGCAACCCUUCAUUUGUCCACCCAACACCCAUCGAGUGUGGGGUGUAAGAAAUUGCAUGUCCCCAUACAUCAGACAAUAAGGCAAAGAUGGACACCUGCAUGUUGUGUCAGAUGGCACACGGCAAUUUUUGAGUAAAGGAAUUAAGUUUUUCUGGUUAUGCUGGUAUGGCGAUAGUUGUCUUGUUGGAAAAGAAGGAAGAUAGAAGUCUUGAAAAACAAACUAAGUUAAGCUGAUUAAACCAAGAAAGGUGUCAGCAGAGCCACUGUGCUUUAGAGUCAAGGCUAUUCUUAAAUAUCGUAAAUAUUCUUAAAUGUCCAGCUCCAUAACAGGUAGUUUCCAGUUGUCUAAAAUGAGGGGUCAUCUUGAAUUAUAAACUCAUUUGUCUUGAGCUUUCUAUAGCUUGCUCAUCCUCUCCGUUCUUCAUUAUUUUACCAUCUCAGAUGGUAGGCCAAUACCUGUAGAUGAGAAAAUGCUGCCAACCUUCCUUAUGUUCUGGCUGAGGAGGUUGGGAGUUGUAGUCUUCAACGCUGAAGGGCACAGGUUUGGAAAACUUGCCUUAUGCUGUGGGCUGUCUGCCAUCAGAGCUCACAUCCUUGCUGUGCAGUUGUGUAAUUCAAGGCAUCGGGUUUCAGAAUUGGAUCGGGGACCCCAGGGCCAGCAAAUGAUGGUAGUUGGCUUUGUUUCCCUUUAUCCUUGGCCUCUUUCCGAGAAAUAGCCCUUCCUGUCCCUUGGGUGUAAUGUCCGUGUUUGAUAUUUGCAAUGUGGCACUGUCGGAGACCCACACAAGAUUCCCAAGGCAAGACUCCUAAGCUUACGGCAUUGGCUCUCCAUGACCUAUGGGCAUCUAGAAUAUGGGCCAUAGCUGCAGUGCUCCAGCUGUGUUGACAUGGGCCCAGCAACCAUUGAGGACUUCUGUUCCUUGGUCCCAUCAAGAGAAGCUCCAGUUUGGUGCUUUCUGUCUCUCUCUCUCUCUCUCUCUCUGUCUGUUUCCUGAUGCUAGGAAAUUACCCAAAAGGUGGAGGGCCAGGCGAUUUGAUGCACGUGGACAGUGUGAACCUCUAUGCAAAACUCUCCUGAAGAUUGCAAUGAUAAAUAGUAUGUGCUUUGAAGCUUUUCUAUCUUAAUGAGGACAGGGGUUCAUUUCAAUUUUAUGUGCUUUGUUGCUGUGUGAGUUCACGAUACGUAACUUUCCUUCUCAACUCUGGGCAAUGGAGACACUUGGAGAUGGUUUCCUUGUUUUAGGCAUAUUCAGUAUUAACCAGGCCUUUUUUUUUAACACUUAAAUCUGGGACACUAUAUUAAUAAACCUUUAUGCAAAACACACAAUUUUGAGGUCUCUUUGUUUGGCAGGCCAACUCCUGGAUGCCUGCUCAGAGGUGGGCAUAGGAUAGCCUGCACCAGCUCGUCCCUCCAGAUGUGCUGGGGCUGAAGUUCUCAGACUUCUGUUCCGUUUGACAGAUCUGGAGGUCAAAGUUAGGAAGAAACCAAUAUAGAAUUUUAGGCUAAGUUAUCUAAAGUUUCUUGCAACAGGCAUUUCUUUAGAGCAGUGUUUCUCUACCUUGGUGACUUCAAGAUAUGUGGACUUCAACUCCCAGAAUUCCUCAGCCAGCCUGCUGGCUGGGGAAUCCUAGCAGUUGAAGUCCACAUAUCUUCAAGUUGCUGAGGUUGCGAAACACUGCUUUGGAGCCCUAAAACUUUAAUAGUUCAAGAGGAGGGGGGUGGGGCAUAUCCUAGUAAUGUGCAAAAAAAUAGAAGGGUUGCAUAGUGUUUUUAAAUUGAACUAAAUGAAAUGCCAUUCUAGCAUCUAGCGUUGGCUUUAACAGGGAGAAGUCCUCAGCUCUCAACACGGAAGGUGACCCAGUCCUGUGCUCUUGAACAGCUCUUUAUCAAGAGAUGCAAUUUUGUCCUUAUGCUGUGGUGUGCAUGGUUUACAACAACAACAAAAAACACCCUUUUCUUUGUGUGUACUGUGUGUUGUAUAUAGGGGGUGGUAUGCAUAUAAGGAUAUGAUUUUGUCAUAACCACAUGAAUUCUUCUGGUUUCCAGUAUAGGCCGCUGUGUUACUGUAUAGGUUGACAACCGCAAAAGUGGGAAGGGGGGAGCCAGUUUCAACUGACUUGGAUGGUGUAAUUUACCAAUAGAGUUGAUAAAAUAAACUUUAAUUACUGUC
Messenger RNA from Candoia aspera, 5545 nucleotides. RefSeq names its product heparan sulfate 6-O-sulfotransferase 2 (gene HS6ST2). Gene Ontology annotation, cellular component: membrane. The coding region runs from base 225 to 1460 and encodes 411 amino acids. NCBI's taxonomy places the organism in Eukaryota, Metazoa, Chordata, Lepidosauria, Squamata, Candoiidae. The record is from RefSeq and is a predicted model, not a curated record. Gene Ontology annotation, molecular function: heparan sulfate 6-sulfotransferase activity. The transcript is spliced from 2 exons.